AUGGCAAAAAAGAAGUCUAAGAGCAGAUCCAAGAGUUCCAGAAGAGUUCUAGAUGCUUUACAGCUUGCUGAGAGGGAGAUUAAUGGCGAAUUCGACGACAACAGCGACAAUGACAGAAGACAAGAUGCUCGUCGUAAUGGUACAGUCGUCAACCUGUUGAAAAGGUCAAAAGGUAGCACUGACAGUGGUGAAGAUGAUAUUGACUCUGAGUCAUUUGAAGACGAAGAGUUGGACUCUGAUGAAGCGUUGGGCUCUGAUGACGACUAUGACAUUUUGAACUCUAAAUUUUCACAAACUAUUCGUGAUAAGAAGAAGGAAAAUGCAGACUACGAAGAAGAAGAGGAUGAAGGUGGGUAUACUUCCAUUGAUGAAGAAGACUUGAUGCCAUUGUCUCAAGUAUGGGACAUGGACGGCAAAACCGCGCAAGGCAACGGUAAUGAUGAUGAAGACGCUUCUCUACAAUUAAAGUUGCAAGAUACAGAUGCCAGUUCUGGAUCAAGCAGUUCAGAAGAAAGUGAAUCUGAAUCUGAAGACGAUGAGGAGGAGGAAGAUCCCUUUGACGAAAUUUCAGAAGAUGAAGAAGAUAUCGAAUUGAACACAAUUACUUCAAAACUCAUUGAUGAAACCAAAAGUAAAGUUCCAAAAAGACUAGAUACGUACGGUUCAGGUGAGGCUAAUGAGUAUGUUCUGCCUUCUGCAAAUGCAGCCAGCGGAACUUCUGGGAAGUUGAGUUUGGCAGAUAUGAUGAACGUUAUUGAUGACAGGCAAGUUACCGAAAACGCCAACUUGCUCAAGGGCAAGUCCUCAACGUACGAGGUUCCGUUACCGCAACGUAUUCAACAAAGACACGAUCGUAAGGCAGCAUAUGAGAUAUCUAAGCAAGAAAUAAGUAAAUGGAAUGAUAUCGUUCAACAAAACAGAAGGGCCGACCAUUUAGUCUUCCCACUGAAUAAACCUACCGAACAUAAUCAUGCCUCGGCUUUCACUAGAACUCAAGAAGUCGCCCAAACAGAGUUACAGGAGAAAGUAGAUCAAGUUCUACAAGAGAGUAACUUGGUGAACCCAGAAAAGGAUUCUAGAUUUGAAGAAUUAAGCACUGCGAAAAUGACAUCGGAGGAAAUGAGAAAGAGAACUACUGAAAUGAGACUGAUGAGAGAGUUAAUGUUCAGAGAAGAAAGAAAAGCUAGAAGAUUAAAGAAAAUAAAAUCUAAGACAUACCGUAAGAUCAAGAAAAAGGAAUUAAUGAAGAAUAGAGAACUAGCUGCUGUUUCUAGUGACGAAGACAACGAAGAUCAUGAUAUUGCUAGGGCUAAGGAAAGAAUGACCCUGAAACACAAGACUAAUUCUAAGUGGGCUAAAGAUAUGAUCAAGCAUGGUAUGACAAACGAUGCUGAAACCAGGGAAGAAAUGGAAGAAAUGCUAAGGCAGGGUGAACGUUUAAAGGCAAAAAUGCUAGACAGAAAUUCUGAUGACGAAAACGAUGGUCGUGUGCAAACGUUAAGUGACGUUGAAGAUGAGAAGGAAAAUGGAGACUCUGAAGCAUUGAAGAGUAAUUUGGGUAAAACUGGCGUGAUGAACAUGGCCUUUAUGAAGAAUGCUGAAGCUAGAGAGAGAGGGGCAAACGAAGAAACUUUACGUAAAUUAAGAGCUGUCGAAAAUGGUGAUGAUAUUAAGCUCUUUGAAAGUGAUGAAGAAGAGACGAAUGGAGAGAAUAUUCAAUUGAAUAAGGGCAGAAGAAUAUAUACACCGGGUACUUUGGAAUCCAAUAAAGAGAUGAGUGAACUAAAUUCCCAUACUCGAAAAGAGCAUGAAUUUGAUGAAUCAAGGAGUCUGGAAAAUCGAUUAAAAACCAAGAAUGGUAGCCAAUCGAAAAAUGUAAUGACCAACAGAGAAGGCGCAAUAAUUGUAGAGGAAACAAGUGAUAAUGAACCCUCCCAAGACAGUCGGAAAUCUCAACAUGAUGAAGAAGCAAAAAAUAUUAACCCUUGGUUAGCUAAUGAAAGUGAUGAAGAAAACACCAGUAAGAAACAAUCUUCUAAAGUUAACAUUGUUGAUAAAGAUAGUUCCAAAAAUGUUAAGGCCAUGAACAAAAUGAACAAAGCAGAACUAAAGCAAAAGGCAAAGAAGAAAAAAUGUAAAUCAAACGACGAUGAGGAUCUCCUGUUGACAGCGGAUGAUUCCACAAGAUUAAUGAUAGUGGAUCCAUAUGGUGGUUCUGAUAACGAACAAGGAGGCAAUGAAUUUAUGUUCAAGCAGCAAGACGUUAUUGCUGAAGCCUUUGCUGGCGACAACGUUGUCGCAGAAUUCCAGGAGGAAAAGAAAAGGGUCAUUGAUGAUGAAGAUGAUAAAGAAGUUGAUACAACUUUACCUGGUUGGGGUGAAUGGGCCGGUGCAGGUUCUAAACCAAAAAAUAAGAAGCGUAAAUUCAUCAAAAAGGUUAAAGGUGUUGUUAAGAAAGACAAAAGAAAGGAUAAGAAUCUACAAAAUGUGAUCAUAAAUGAAAAGGUUAACAAGAAAAACUUGAAAUACCAAUCUUCUGCAGUACCAUUCCCAUUCGAAAAUAGAGAACAAUAUGAAAGAUCUCUACGUAUGCCGAUAGGCCAAGAAUGGACAUCUAGAGCAUCUCAUCAAGAACUCAUUAAACCGAGAAUCAUGACUAAGCCAGGCCAAGUCAUUGAUCCGCUGAAGGCACCAUUUAAAUAA
Messenger RNA from Saccharomyces paradoxus, 2703 nucleotides. RefSeq names its product Utp14p (gene UTP14). The record is from RefSeq and is a predicted model, not a curated record. The transcript has a single exon. Gene Ontology annotation, biological process: rRNA processing. NCBI's taxonomy places the organism in Eukaryota, Fungi, Ascomycota, Saccharomycetes, Saccharomycetales, Saccharomycetaceae. Gene Ontology annotation, cellular component: small-subunit processome; nucleolus. The coding region runs from base 1 to 2703 and encodes 900 amino acids.